ACUGGACUUGGAACAGUUUGUGUUCAGUCACAAUGUGAGCUACAUCAUAUUGAGAGAAACACGAUCAGUGUUAUUAUUACAAUAUCCCUGGGAAUAAUUCAAUGUGGAUUUUGAUAAAUUCUUUCCAAUCAAUCCAGAUUAAUCACCAAAGUCUCUAAGGGAAAAUAUUUGAGUGAGAAGUGGAUGAAGAAUUUCUGUUGAGCCUCAAAAAUGGGCUUUGCAGAGGAUCAAGAAAAUCCAGAGACUGGCGUCGUAGCUGACGAGGAUAAGGAAGGCGUCGUCCUGGCGAUGGCGCCGAUUGGACAAGUCGUCAAGUCCAGGACGCCCAGGAGCGAACUCACGCAGAACGACGAACGCGAAACAUGGUCAGGAAAGGUGGAUUUCCUCCUGUCCGUGAUCGGAUUUGCAGUGGAUUUAGCCAAUGUUUGGCGGUUCCCGUACUUGGUCUUCAAGAACGGAGGAGGGGCAUUUCUGGUUCCCUACUGCAUUAUGCUGAUUGUGGGUGGAAUUCCUCUCUUCUACAUGGAAUUGGCUCUUGGGCAGUUCAACAGAAAAGGCGCCAUCACGUGCUGGGGACGUCUAGUGCCACUUUUUAAAGGAAUUGGUUAUGCGGUGGUUCUAAUCGCUUUCUACGUGGAUUUCUACUAUAACGUGAUAAUUGCGUGGUCGCUGAGAUUCUUCUUUGCCUCAUUCACUGACGUCCUGCCAUGGACAUCAUGCAACAAUCCCUGGAACACUGACAACUGUAGACAAUUUGAUAAUAGUUCAUAUAUCAAUUACACCCUCAUCAACGAGACCACACCAAUGCCAACAACUAAAUUCGCCUCAGCUGCCUCAGAGUAUUUCAAUCGCUACAUCCUGGAGAUCCAUCAGAGUGAUGGUAUCCAUGAUUUGGGUAUCAUCAAGUGGGAGAUGGCCCUCUGCCUCUUGGCUGUAUACCUCAUCUGCUACUUCUCCCUGUGGAAAGGUAUCAGCACGUCAGGAAAGGUCGUCUGGUUUACGGCUCUUUUCCCCUACGUUGUCCUCCUAAUCCUCUUUAUCCGCGGUAUCACACUUCCUGGCUCUGCAGAUGGAGUCCGUUACUACCUAAGUCCCAAUUUUGACGCUAUCUACAACGCUGAAGUGUGGGUAGACGCUGCCACACAGGUGUUCUUCUCCCUAGGUCCAGGAUUUGGAGUUCUACUAGCUUACGCUUCCUACAAUAAAUACCACAACAACGUUUACAAAGAUGCCCUAUUGACCAGCUUCAUAAAUUCCGCCACGAGCUUCGUGGCAGGUUUCGUUAUCUUUUCGGUUCUGGGAUAUAUGGCGCAUACUUCCAAUCAGGAUAUUAGGGACGUAGCUACGGAGGGUCCGGGCUUGGUUUUUAUCGUGUACCCAGCCGCUAUUGCCACAAUGCCUGGAAGUAUAUUCUGGGCGCUAAUUUUCUUCAUGAUGCUUCUAACACUGGGCCUUGAUAGUUCCUUCGGGGGCUCUGAAGCCAUCAUCACAGCUUUAAGUGAUGAAUUCCCCAAGAUUGGACGCAACCGCGAGAUAUUCGUGGCUAGUCUGUUCUCGCUGUACUUCGUUGUGGGCCUAGCCAGCUGCACGCAAGGUGGAUUCUAUUUCUUCCAUCUCCUGGAUCGAUACGCAGCAGGAUACUCCAUUCUUAUCGCAGUGUUCUUUGAAGCCAUUGCUGUAUCCUGGAUUUAUGGUGUUCAGCGCUUCUGCGAUGACAUUGAGGACAUGAUUGGUUUCCCUCCAGGACUCUAUUGGAGAGUCUGCUGGAAAUUCGUGGCACCAAUCUUCUUACUCUUUAUCAUUCUCUACGGGCUGAUUAUGUAUGAACCCCUGAGUUACGAAGACUACGUGUAUCCUGGUUGGGCUAAUACACUCGGAUGGUGCAUUGCUGGAUCGUCGAUGGCCAUGAUUCCAAUCAUCGGCACCUACAAGUUCUUCUCGACGUCCGGAUCUUGUAGGCAGCGCUUUAGGAAACUCACAACACCCUGGAGGGAUACUCAAGUGGCCAAUGCAAAUGGGAUUGAGUCAGUUCAUGUGCAAGCUCGCUUGGCUGACGUUAAAGAUGCUGAGGAUGUCUGAGUUGCGCCAUGGACAAGAUUUAAAAUUUACUAUGUUUAGUAAAUAUUAAGUUGUUACAUUAGGAAGACAAUUUCUGUGACGAAAUUGCAAUUUAGAGUCUAUUCCUUUUAUAAAAACAAACUUACCUUAUUGAUUUCUUCUCUUCCAAAACUUACAAAUCCCAAUGAGAUUUUUACCAGUAAGUGAAAAAAAAACCUAAUUUUAAGUGAAGAAUAAAAACCACAUGAAAGGAUUUCUUUUGUAAUGAAGAUUUAAAAAAAAGAGUUAUAGCAAGUUUGAAUAAAAUAUGCGGAAAUGCUGUGUAGAUAAUAGAAAUGUUUCAUACAUGAUCGAAAAUAAGUUUGUUAUAGUGUGUUAGAAAUUGUAAUAAUUAAUCCUAGUUCUUAAGGAAUGAAACCAUGUAAUUUAGCAAAGCAGACAAUGUGUAAAUUGAGCUUUAAAAAGACAUUGAAAGAAAUACCAGUGCGGUUUUAACAUUAUCCGAAAAGUUCGUUCAAAAAAAAACUUUGAAAAAAAUGUCCAAUCGAGAAAGAAAAUAAUUAAAUUUUAAAUGAUAAAUCCUUUCGUAUGAGCUUGUGUAAGUACCUUUAGUAGAUUGAUGAGAUUGAUCCCUUUGAGAUUUUUGUGGAUUUGUUUUCAUUUGGAAAUAUUUUAUACAGCCAUUGAAAUAUUUUCAAAAAGAAUAAAAUGCGGAGGAAAGUGUUCAAAGAUUGAAUAAUUGCAUUGAGACAGCCAUUCAGUGCAAUUAUUGUUUUACGAAUGAAAGGAAAGAUGACUUUUUGGAGGGAAAAUCUUAUAAAUCAAUCCAUGUAGAAUUUUGUACAAGAACCAGCUCUUUUAAAGGACUUUUAGCUCAGACAGCCACUGAGAUAAAACUCCUUGCUACCACCAGAAAUUCUCUUUUGAAUUUUCUAUUUUAUUUGGCGAUUUUCUUAAUAAAUUCUCUUGAUUUCAACCACAAA
Messenger RNA from Phlebotomus papatasi, 3041 nucleotides. It is a transcript of the gene DAT, whose product is annotated as sodium-dependent dopamine transporter. Gene Ontology annotation, cellular component: neuronal cell body membrane; neuron projection; presynaptic membrane. Gene Ontology annotation, molecular function: dopamine:sodium symporter activity. NCBI's taxonomy places the organism in Eukaryota, Metazoa, Arthropoda, Insecta, Diptera, Psychodidae. Bases 211 to 2079 code for a protein of 622 amino acids. The transcript has 8 exons. The record is from RefSeq and is a predicted model, not a curated record. Gene Ontology annotation, biological process: sodium ion transmembrane transport; dopamine uptake involved in synaptic transmission.